AUGGAAAACGAAAUAAAACACGAAACGCAUUCUCCUUCCGGUUCAAGCGACACCGAGGACGAUUUUGACGGAAACGACUUUGACGGAGACGACUAUGACGGGGACAAUGUCGACAUCAUCCAACUGCACUUCGGAGACGAAUUUGAAGCCGACAUUAUGCUGCUUUUCAACGACGAGCUGAUUUCGAUCACGGUUUUGGCGCCCCUCGAGUCUAAGGAAAGCUCCAUAGAGAAACGCGUUGUUGAUCUGAUUAGCCAAAUUUCCGUUGAUACACACAACACCGUCUCCACCGCAAUUCUCGACAUCAUCCAGCCGGCGGGAGAGGAAGAAUUUCGGCGCGUCGCCCCAAAGGCUCCCGCGCCGUCGCCACAUCAAGGCAACAGCAGACUCCACUCGCUGCUCUACCCCAAGACACAUUAUUUUGCCUUUCGGAGAGAGGCCCCCGAUACACAGCCCAAGAUUGUACCCAUGUCCCUAAGCGAGGUCCAAGACCGCUGGGCGCCUCCUUCCGAAGACUACGUUGAUGGUAGUGUUGAGGAAAUCCAAUCGCUCUUAUCCCGUCUGUAUCAUUUUCCGCGGUACACAACAAACGACAUCAACGUUAUCGAAGAGAUCCUUAGUGGUGGUACCGUAACGCGUGUCCGUGUCGUGCCACGCAACAACGGGGACGACGUCGACAGCCACGACAUCUACACGGCCUCGAACGAUCUUCUUUGUAAAGCGACGGAAUACUCGGCCGGCCUCAUAGCAAGUCCUACGUUGCGGCGCGAGCUUGAGUGCCUCUUGGCGCUGCACGAACACAAAUAUCAGGCAUCAACGUUUUCUGCGCCGGCAGAGUCCAUGCGCGUGUUCACGCCGCGUCUCGUCGGCCUGGUCACACACCCAGAGAACCAGCGCAUCGUCGGCUUUGUCCGCGAGUGGAUAUCAGGCGAGAGGCUAUCCAAUGUGUUAAAGCGCGAGAAGCGCGGGAAGCGUAAGCCACUCGCUGCGCACCACAAGCAGCGAUGGGCCCGGCAGCUCCGCGCAUCCGUGGACGCCCUGCACGCCCUGGGUCUUGUCUGGGGCGACGGGAAAACGGGCAAUCUCAUUGUCGGCGUUGGCGGGGCCGACGACCUGACGGGGGCUGUGCAUGGGGAAGAAGAAGCCCCUGUCGGCGACUUGUGGCUAAUUGACUUUGGGGGCGGAUGGACAAAUGGGUGGGUGGACAGCGACAAGGAGAAUACGAUACAAGGAGACGAACAGGCUGUCCAGAAGAUUUUGGGCGCACUGCGUAUUUGA
Sporothrix brasiliensis 5110 is the source of this 1278-nucleotide messenger RNA. RefSeq lists its product as uncharacterized. Bases 1 to 1278 code for a protein of 425 amino acids. NCBI's taxonomy places the organism in Eukaryota, Fungi, Ascomycota, Sordariomycetes, Ophiostomatales, Ophiostomataceae. The record is from RefSeq and is a predicted model, not a curated record. Gene Ontology annotation, molecular function: ATP binding; protein kinase activity. Gene Ontology annotation, biological process: protein phosphorylation. The transcript has a single exon.